AUGGAUCAAAUAAGUAAUAAGGAACUUUUGAAAAAGAUCAAUAUACAAUUAAAAUCAGCAGUUACAGUUUAUGCAAAAAUUCAAAUAGUAAAUUAUUUACUCAAUUCAACUUCUGAGUUUAUAGACAUGUAAAAAAGGAGGCUAAUUUUAGGUUUGGAUAGACAAGUUCAAUGAAGAUGAUUACUUAAUAUUUGAAAGAAGCUUUGAAAUGUAUUUAAGCUAAUGAAGAACUUGUUGAUAAAAUAUUUAUGUUGUUGUUGAAAAUGAAUUUAAAUGAUGAAAUGCUUAAGGAAUCUGAUAUGGGAUAUUUAUUAAUCAAAAUAAAAGAUAAAAAACUAUUAGAUGAUUAAAGAGUAAGUAUAAAUGAUUAAAUACUAUAAAAAUGGUUGAAAAUUAAGACAAGAUAUAGAAAUACUCUUGAAGAGUUAAAAAAAAACAGUAAUUAAAAGGAUAAAUAUGAGGAACGCAAAAAAAAAGUGAAAAGAAAUUAAUCAUCAAGUUCAAAUGAAUCAUAAAACAAAAAGAAAAAAAAUAAAAAGAAAAAUGUUCGGUAUAUUUUAAGUAUUGAAAUUAUUAGUUUUGCAAGAGAUGACAUUCUAAUGAAUUAUAAAUAUUUUAAAAGAGAUGAUGAACCUAAUCUAAGAGGAAUGACUAUAGAGGAAGUAAUUGCUUUCCAAAAAUAAUAUGCAGGUGAAUUAAGAAGAUUAUAUUAAAUUAAUGGUUAUGAUAUAAAACAUAGAGAAUCUAUGAUGGAAGGAUAAGAACAUAAAUUAUAAUUAGAUAAUAUCUAAUAAAUGAUUGAAUAAAUUCCAUUUAUUAAACCUUUGAGUAAGUUAUUAAAAUUAUUAGAAUUAUGCUCAACCUUCUUUUCAUCUUUUGAUACCAAUUUUUAAGAAACUCAGAAAUAAUAAAUAAGAACUGAAUCCAAAAUGUCAGCAUUCUAUACCAGAGAUGUAAAUAUUUCUAUAAAUUUUAAUCUCUAGUAGAUUCCUGAUCAACCAGGGUAUAAUGAAAUAUCUAAUACUUAAAUUGGAAUAUAACCAAAAAUUAUAUAUCUUGAUCCUCCAAAGAAAGAAGAUCUUAUGUUUAUGGUUCAAAUCAUAUGCAAUAGAGGAUUCUCAGAAUUAGAAGAAAAACAUAAGAAUGCAAAUAAAAAAUAAGUAAAAGGCAUUUUGAAAAAACCAAAAGAGGAACAAUCCAAUUAAAAAGAUGUCAUUUUGAAUCAAGCAAAGCAAGAUCUCUAACCCAAAAUGCAGCAAUUGGUACAAAUGGUUGAGUAGAAAUAAAACCAUAGCCAAGAAAGUAUUCGUAAGAAUAUUAAUUUAUUUAAGUCACUUUAUUACAUGAUAUUAUAUAAAAAUUAAAGGAAAUUGGUGAGGAAUAAUAUAUAAAAAAUUUUAAAUCAUUCCUUGAAACUAAGUUGAAUGACAAACAAUCAAUUAUAACUGAAUAAGAACGCAUUAAAUCUCAAUAAGAAUAAUAGAGAAUUCGAAUUGAAUAAUUAUAAAGCAUUAAUCCAGUUCAGGCUCAAAGAUUAAGAGCAUACAAAACCAAAAAUUGUCACAAUUUUCAUUCCUCUAUAGGAUGUACAAGAGGAGAUAAUUGCAAUUUCAUCCAUGACUCUCGCUACCCUGGAAGACCUGCUCCAAUUCUUCAAUAUCCUAAUUUCCUAAACAAAACCCUCUAUCCUUAACCUAAUAUGUAAUUAAUUAUUCCUCCUCUGCUCCAAUAGCUAAAUCCUGCCUUUCUGUUAGGAAGGUUAAAAAAGUACGAUAGUUUAUGA
Molecule: messenger RNA, 1783 nt
Organism: Paramecium primaurelia
Lineage: Eukaryota; Ciliophora; Oligohymenophorea; Peniculida; Parameciidae
Source: the annotation of a GenBank genome assembly